ACCGAAACUGAAGCGAAAACGAGAUUUUAGGGUUUGCCCGUCCGAGAGAAGGGACAAGAGAUAAAAAGAAUUGUUGAGAUACACAGAAAGAAGCGGCGAUGGAAGGUCCCAGCAAUGGCGGAAUGUUGUACCAUGAGGUACAAGAAUCGAAGCUCUGUGCUGUACACUGUGUCAACACUGUGUUGCAGGGACCAUUCUUUACAGAAAUCGAUUUGGCCGCCCUCGCCUCCGACCUUGAUCUCGAGGAGCGUCGGAUGAUGUUGCAACCCAGUGCUCCCUCUGCCGAGUUCCUUUCUGAGGACUCCCAUAAUGUCUCUAUGGACGGGGAUUUCAGUAUCCAGGUUCUGCAAAAAGCUUUGGAGGUGUGGGAUCUGCAAGUGAUCCCCCUUGAUUGUCCAGUUGCUGAGCCUGCCCAGAUCGACCCUGAGCUGGAAAAUGCAUUCAUCUGUAAUUUGCAAAACCACUGGUUCUGUAUAAGGAAAGUGGGAGGUGAAUGGUACAAUUUUGACAGUUUGAUUGCAGCCCCAGAGCACCUCUCCAAGUUUUACCUCUCGGCCUAUCUUGACACUCUAAAGAGCUCAAACUGGAGCAUUUUCCUGGUGAGGGGAAACUUCCCUAAGGAGUGUCCCAUUUCCUCGUUUGAAGCUUCUAAUGGUUAUGGGCAGUGGCUAACACCAGAAGAUGCAGAAAGAAUAACUAAAUCAUGCAACUCAACAGAGCGGCCUCCUGAAAUUUCCAAUCAGAAUCAACAGCAUUCCGAGCCACUUAUACCAUUGGAGGAAGCAGCGGAGCAUGAAGAUGAAGACUUAAAAGCUGCAAUAGCUGCCAGCUUGAUGGAUCAUCCAGCCAUGACCAAUGCGGAAGCUGACACCCCCUCACAGAAUGAAAAUAAAAACAUCAUAGAAAAGGACAAGUGAUAAAAAAUAUUCUUUUAUAUCCUUGUACUGGUUGAGGUAAGGUCUUUAUAUUGGGAUGAUAUUUGAACUCACGUAGCCUUGGGGUAAAGGUCUUUAUAUUGUGCAGUCCACACAGCUUCAAUUUACCUUGUUUGUUCUUUGUCAAAGUUUAUAUUAUUGACAGUAUAAAAACUGUAAGAAAAUAACCUCAGCCUUCCCUACCGGAAGUGAAAUUCUGAAUUUCUGCUGUAAUUUUCCGUGAGGGAUUUGUUUGUUUUA
Messenger RNA from Vitis vinifera (wine grape), 1175 nucleotides. Its product is annotated as ataxin-3 homolog. Gene Ontology annotation, biological process: protein deubiquitination. Gene Ontology annotation, cellular component: nucleus. The transcript has 2 exons. The coding region runs from base 99 to 917 and encodes 272 amino acids. The record is from RefSeq and is a predicted model, not a curated record. NCBI's taxonomy places the organism in Eukaryota, Viridiplantae, Streptophyta, Magnoliopsida, Vitales, Vitaceae. Gene Ontology annotation, molecular function: cysteine-type deubiquitinase activity.